Halichondria panicea is the source of this 2209-nucleotide messenger RNA. RefSeq lists its product as uncharacterized. The record is from RefSeq and is a predicted model, not a curated record. NCBI's taxonomy places the organism in Eukaryota, Metazoa, Porifera, Demospongiae, Suberitida, Halichondriidae. The transcript has 11 exons. The coding region runs from base 111 to 2057 and encodes 648 amino acids.
UUGCUAGACUUGAACUCUGUACUCCACGUGGACUGGCUAUUAAACUACCCCUAUAAAACCUCAUGCAGGCAAUGUUGUAAACAACUUUCAGUUUUUUCUGAGCGUCUGAGAUGCUUUGCAAAGUGCUCCUCGUCUCUCUAGUGCUGGCAGCUGUAGCUGUGCAAGUGCUGCUUGCAAGUGUGGCCUGUGCUAGUGCAGGAGGGAGCUGUGAGCCCAUGUCUAUCAGUAAGGCUCUGUCUGACCCGACUGCAGGCCAGCUGGAGCAUGAAGUCGUCCAUGCAGUUGUGGAGAGAAACUACUUUAAUCCCCCAGACACAACCACGUUCAAUUGCCCCUCCCCCUCCGACAGUCUGCUUGAAGUGAAAAACUUGUCUGUGUCUCUGUUCCCUAAUGCUGAGUAUCCAGACUACUACAAUCUCCUCCUUCAGUGGAUAUCGGAUGGAAACUCUGAAGGGUACUUCAUCCAAUUGACAAAGGAGGGACGACAUAAAUUCUACAAUACUCAAAUUAACAACCCUAUGGUUACUAGUGUCCUACUGAAAGAAGUGACUUUUUAUCCUUACUCUCCUAGCUCACUAUCGAUUCAAGUACAACCCAAAUCACGCAGCAGUUCUUGUGCCUCUGUAACGGUAUCAGUGUCUGUGGACUUGUGUGAUGCAUUUGUAUACAAUCAACACUGCUCCCAACGUGUUCAGCAAUCCACGCCUGAUAUAGCAGAAUUUCAAGUCCAAACAACUUUGUUGUCUAGUGAUCCACAGCUAAUGAGCAUGCAUUUAUCUUGGGAGACUCGUGAUAAGAGUGUCAUGAUUGCCCUCACGUCAACUGGUCAAAAGAACACAGAUUGCAGUAAGCCUGGUCGACAGCCACCCUGUUUCAUUGCCAGCAACACGAAUUCAGUGACUGUUUCUUUGUUGAAUGCUUCCACUAAGUACACAGUCACUCUUCAUAUAUUCGACCCCUCCCCUUGUCAUCCUAAUUUAGUUCACCUUUUAGACGGAUGUAGUAAUGGCCGCUGUUGCAACGACUAUUCUCCCAUACCAUUACCACUUCCAACCAAUAUAACGUCCACUUAUACCACGCCUACUCCCUCCUCUGUCAACACACGAGUCACAACUUCACAAGCAAAUUCUCAUACAGAAGACACUCACACAGAAGACGCUCAUACAGAAGACACACAUACUCAUACAGAAGACGCUCAUACAGAAGACGCUCACACAGAAGACGCUCAUACAGAAGACACCCAUACAGAAGACGCUCAUGCAGAAGACUUGCGUGCAGUGUAUAGCAACAAUAUUUCGCAAGAGAACUCUAGUGGCCUGGUGAUUGUCGCCAUAGCAGUGCCCCUAGUCAUUAUUGUGGUCUCAGUGUGCAUCAUUGCAGUAUCAGUGAUUCUCUAUAAGGCCUCCAAGAAACGAAAAAGGAGAGUACCUCCUACCCAUGUGAUGGCCAACAAUCCCAUUGUUGAAUACCCUUCCUCCACCACGACACUUCCUGACAUAGGAGAAACAUCCAUGGAGUCCCUGAACAAUAUUGAACUAUCCCCUGUGAAGCCGCUAAACAGUCAAUCAAGUCCUAUCCGAGGUGUAUCACCUGACAGUCCUUCUGUAGUAGUUCUAUACUCUCCAAAGACACCAAACGUUGAGAUAAGAGAUAUUCUUGGAACGCUGGUAGUGGGAUUGUGUCAAUAUGGCAUCAACGCUAAGUCUCCAGACACCUGCGUCAGUGACAGUAUCUCUGCCUGGCUUGAGAGUGAGAUGGAGAACUCUAUCGUACUCCUUGUGUGCAACGAAGCCCUAAAGAGUGACUGGGAGUGUGAGAGGCCUAGCAAGCUGGUGUGUUCCCUCAGACAGCUGCUACACGGCAGUUUGGUGGAUAGGGGACUCUCAAACUUUGCUACUGUGUUUAUGGGCAAGGAUGCAGAGAGUGGUUAUGUGCCAAGUGCUUAUCUCAAGCCCCAGAAGCAAUUCACUGUCAGAGACAUUAGUGAUAUUGAUGAUAUAUCACAUUUUGUGUUUAAGAUUCCACGUUACGAAGCAUGUUACGAAGCAUCAUUUUAAUAUGUAUUAUAAUUAUGUUUUUUACUUUGUGAUAAUUUUUGUAUGAGUAUGGUCAGUCAGUAAUUUUUUUUUUUUUUUUUUUUUUUUGCGAAUUAUUUUUAUCUCCAUAUAUACCCCAAUACUACAUAAUAUUUACGUUCUAUUAAAUUAAA